Molecule: messenger RNA, 1489 nt
Organism: Nylanderia fulva
Lineage: Eukaryota; Metazoa; Arthropoda; Insecta; Hymenoptera; Formicidae
Product: achaete-scute complex protein T3
Biological process (GO): regulation of transcription by RNA polymerase II
Cellular component (GO): RNA polymerase II transcription regulator complex
Molecular function (GO): RNA polymerase II transcription regulatory region sequence-specific DNA binding; protein dimerization activity; DNA-binding transcription factor activity, RNA polymerase II-specific
Source: RefSeq, a predicted model, not a curated record
CGUACCGACAGCAUCGAGGGUGCAGUUUCGUUUUUCUUCCUACGCUUGUCUUUUCGAUCGAUCGGUCGGUCGGUCGAUCGGUUGCUCGGUUUAAUUAUAAAGUUGCGCGUACCACGAGGUGUCAACGAGAAUCUCAUCCUCGAUCAAGUUUUUCUCUUCGAUAUAUAUAUAUAUAUAUAUAUAUAUCGAACAGUGCAGUCUACGAAGGUCGCCUGGCACGCGCUACCACAAUCCUACUUCUGGGUGGUGGGGGGAUUUGGACCCGUGAUAUGACUUUAGUGGGGCCCAAGGAAGAGAGCGUCCUACCCAUCAUGCUGAGUGUACAGCAGCAGCAUCAUCACCACGGCCUUCACGCUACUUCGACCGCGCAGACCCAUCGCGGCAACGUGAUUGUCUCCACCAGCGGUAUGCCGACCAAUAAUAGUGGCCUGCAACAUGGAUGUAAGCGCUCCAAGAUCUACGGCCAGUCCAGUGGGCCUUACGGCACGGUUCCGCAUCAGCCUGCCUCGGUGGCGAGACGAAACGCGCGAGAACGCAACAGGGUGAAGCAGGUAAACAAUGGAUUCGCCACUCUGAGGCAACAUAUACCGCAGACGGUGGCUCAGGCGCUGGGUAGCAGUACGGCCGGGACUCACGGUGGAUCCAGAGCCGGCAGCAAGAAACUGUCUAAAGUGGAAACCCUGAGAAUGGCGGUGGAGUAUAUCAAAAGUCUUCAACGUCUUCUGGACGAGCACAACGGCGGUUCCGAGUCGAGCGGAGCCUCGCCCAUCUCUUCCACGUCCUCCAAUUCGCCCGAUUCCGAAAAUGGAAUGGAUUCCGGUCAUACGGCGGAAUUGAGACUACGAGGUGGCAUCACGGAAAUACGUCAUCACGGUAGUCCGCACGAGUCUGAUCUGCACCACCAUCAACAUAUCCGGCAGAAUUCGAGCCCGACUUUCGUUCCGACAACAUGUUCGGAAGCGUCGAGUUCGCCGACGCCGAGCUUCGUUUCUGAAACCUCGUCAGCUGGAAGUCAAGGUUACAGCACGUCUGGUACGCUUUACACGACGUAUUCCGACAGUUACGACAAUCACGAGCCGAUGAGCCCAGAGGACGAAGAGCUACUGGAUGCCAUCACUUGGUGGCAGAGUCAAUGAGUGUCCUUCUCAAGCAUGACCGAAUGCAGAAGGACAUCAAGAGGGUCAAAGACAAAUAUUAAGCGAAACAAAGGUAAACGAAGAAAGCGGCUGUUGCAUUAAUUAUAAUCUAGUCAUAUUAUCAUAUUUUGCAUUUUGUCGUCUAAAUUAGUGUAAUAUGUUAUCUUCUUUUGUACAAAUGCGAAAGCUUUUUAUAUGGAUUAUCUUUAAAAACUAUGUUUGUCGUAUCGAGAUGUCACAAACAUACACACCUUCGAAGCAUACGAUUAAAAGAAGCAGUACUUUGAAAGUACACAGCUAUACAACAAAUAUAAAAUUGCAAUUUUUAAUUAUCUGUGUAUAUUUUAUAUAAU